AUGAUGUCAAAAUUUUCGCUCCAGGGUCGAACCGCGCUAGUGACGGGGGGCGCUCGAGGCUGUGGACUCGCUUUUGCGCGUGGACUGGCCGAAGCCGGGGCGAAUAUAGCCAUCUUCGAUGUGGUAGAUCCGGACGCUGCAUUCUAUACGAUUGAGAAGGAAUAUCCUGUUCGUACGGCGUAUUACAGAGUCGAUGUUGCGUCGCAGGAGUCGCUUGAAGGUGGAUUCACGCAGUUUCAGAAGGACUUCGAUAAUGCUCUCGAUAUUUGUGUCCCAUGCGCUGGGAUCAACCGCCAUCUCCCUUUUCUGGAAUUUACCUACAAAGACCACCAUGAUCUGGUCUCGAUUAAUGUGCUUGGACUAUACUUUACUGCUCAGCUGGCAGCAAAACAAAUGAUUGCAAAUGGAACAAAGCAUGGGAGCAUCAUUCUUGUAGCUAGCAUGGCUAGCCACAUUGCUGUGCGAAGCCAGCUAUGCAGCGCAUACUGCGGGACCAAAGGAGCUGUUCGAUCUAUGUGCCCUGCCAUCGCAAAGGAACUGGCAGAAUACGGCAUCCGAGUGAACUCGAUUUCUCCUGGGUAUGUGCGAACGGAGAUGACGGCGGCAUUCCCCCAUCUUGCACAGGGUUGGGAGUCGGAAGCCAUGAAUGGCCGUAUCGCUGAGCCUGAGGAUAUCAUGGGGGCGUGUACUUUCUUAGCUAGCGAUGCGAGUGCGUACAUGACGGGGCAGGAUAUCAUCGUGGAUGGGGGAGUCACUCGAUGCGUAGACAACGAAGGAUAUAAUUCCAGAGGCCCUGUUGAUACCUCAGCCACGGUCGUGGUGGUCGGUGCAGGACCGUCCGGGUUGAUGCUCGCAUGCAAUCUCGUUCGGUUCGGCAUUAAUGUGAAAAUCUUGGAUGAUCGUCCGGACAAGACUUCCACCGGGAAGGCGGAUGGCAUGCAGCCCAAGACGAUCGAGACAUUCAAGCAGAUGCGACUCGCCGAUCCCUUGUUGAAAAAUGGAGCCCGUGUUUAUGAUAUUUCCUUCUGGCAAUCCACAACAGAUAAAUCGCUCCACCGGACAGGACGUCAAACGCAUUACCCCGAGAAUCUCGUCGGCGCCUCCGAUCCCUAUAUCCUGCUUGCACACCAGGGCAUGGUUGAGGAGGUCUUGAUCGAUGAUAUGGAGGCGCGAGGUGUCUUCGUCAUGAGAAAUAGUCAGUUUACCUCCUGCUCACGCGUGGCAGGCACAGGGCAGCUGGAUGUCGCAUACGAGGACUUGGUGAGCAAGACGGUCAAGACAAUCCGCGCCGACUACCUAGUAGGAUGUGAUGGUGCUCGAUCAAAGGUGAGAGAGUGUAUCCCGGAUGCGCAAUUGGAGGGGAAGAUGACAAAUGCCUCAUGGGGUGUGCUGGAUGGCGUGAUCGAUACCGACUUUCCCGACCUGUGGAGCAAAGUUGCGGUGCGUUCCGACCUGGCCGGGUCUAUUCUUUGGAUCCCUCGCGAACGCAACAUGACUCGAUUAUACGUGCAGCUAAGCGAGACUGACGGCGAACGGGUCGACAGAUCCAAGGCUACACCCGAGUAUGUCAUGCAACGAGCCAGAGAUGCGAUGCAUCCCUUCCGCCUUGAGUGGAGGACAGUGGAAUGGUUCGGCAAUUACAUUGUGGGCCAACGCGUCGCGAAGCGUUUCAUGGACUCCGAGGCGCAGAUAUUUAUUGCCGGUGAUGCUGGACACUGUCACUCGGCUCUUGCAGCGCAAGGAGCGAAUACAAGCAUGCAUGACAGUUUCAAUCUCGCAUGGAAGCUGAAUCUUGUUAUUCGUGGUUUGGCUCAACCAUCACUCCUAGCCACCUACGAAGAGGAACGACAAAAGAUUGCCUACGAUCUUAUAAACUUCGAUGCAGAGCAUUGCAAAGCGUUCUCACAAGGGGAGGCUGCCCUUGCCAAGAACUUUGAGGAGAAUAUUCGCUUUAUCUCUGGCGUGGGUGCGGAAUAUGCGCAGGGCCUACUGAGCCGAGCCAGGACUGCCAGAUCAACCCCCCUGAGACCCGGUGCUCUCCAGCUUCCCGCAAAAGUGACUCGGUACAUUGACGCCAAUCCUGUUGAUAUCCAGAUUGACAUUCCGCUCUUAGGCCAGUUCCGAAUAUACUUCUUUAUCCCAGAUGUUUGUAAGGCACUUGGGUGGCUGAGGAUCCUUUGUGAGGGACUCGACAAUGCGACUAGGAUGGGAAAGAUAUCCUCACGAGCAGAUCAGUCAUAUGCAGUGCAACCCCAACGAGCAGCCCCGUUCGAAACUUUCCUGCAGCUACAACGAUAUACCUCCGUGUCCAGUGCCUUCACAUAUGCGAUGGUGACUCAGUCGUCCAAGUCCGAGUUCGAAAUUGCAGACUUGCCUAAGGUACUGCAAGAUAGUCGCUGGACCUUGUAUCUAGACGAUGUCGACACACCUCGUUGCACAGAGAAAUGGUAUGGGCCAUUGCAGGGAGAUCAGGUAGGUAUAGUGAUUGUGCGACCAGAUGGAUACAUUGGAGAUAUUGAUACAUGGGAACUGCCAGCGGGUAUCGAGUCAGUGAAGUGGAUCGAGAACUAUUUCGCAUUCAUGAUGUAA
Aspergillus nomiae NRRL 13137 is the source of this 2589-nucleotide messenger RNA. RefSeq lists its product as uncharacterized. NCBI's taxonomy places the organism in Eukaryota, Fungi, Ascomycota, Eurotiomycetes, Eurotiales, Aspergillaceae. Bases 1 to 2589 code for a protein of 862 amino acids. Gene Ontology annotation, molecular function: oxidoreductase activity; FAD binding. The record is from RefSeq and is a predicted model, not a curated record. The transcript has 10 exons.